Messenger RNA from Cuscuta epithymum, 1732 nucleotides. The record is from the annotation of a GenBank genome assembly. NCBI's taxonomy places the organism in Eukaryota, Viridiplantae, Streptophyta, Magnoliopsida, Solanales, Convolvulaceae.
AUAUAACCUCCAUUCCUGGCAUGGAGGGCCCCUUACUUACUUCUUCUCACAUAUUUCCACUCUUCUCACAAUUUAGAUCCCACACGUUCUGGCCUUCUCAGAAUAUACCUUUCUUCCAAGAAUUAUUUCCAGAAUGUCCAACUUUUGCUUUUCUCCUUUUAGCUCUACUUGUAAGUCCUCAAAAUGAUCAAUGUAGUAAUGUGUAGUAUUUGAUACCAUUCAUUCUUUGAAUUGUUCGGGUAAUAGCACGGGUUUCUGCGUUUUUAUGCCUAUUUGAUCUUGGAAUUGUAUAUGUUCACACCAAACAAGCUCUCAGCCAGACAUCUGGCAGCAGUAAUCUAUUUGCUGGGAACUCUACUGGUUUGUUUGGAACAACUUCGUCAGCUCAGUCUCCUGUGUCAAUAUCACCUUCUUUCGGCGUUCUCACGCAGCCAUCUUCUAUCAACAAUUUUGGCUGGGGAAGAGGUAAUAUAUUUGGUGGGAAUUCUACAGGUGUUAAUGGAACAACUUCAGCUCCAUCACAAUCUCUGCCAAUAACAUCUACCUGUGCUGCUCUCAGCCAGACAUUUGGCAGCAGUAUUCUAUUUGCUGGGAACUCUACUGGUUUGUUUGGAACAACUUCGUCAGCUCAGUCUCCUGUGUCAAUAUCACCUUCUUUCGGCGGAGUUCUAACACAGCCAUCUUCUACCAACAACUUUGGCUGGGGAAGAGGUUAUGUAUUUGGUGGGAAUUCUACAGGUGUUUUUGGAACAACUUCAGCUCCAUCACAAUCUCUGCCAAUAACAUCUACUUGUACUGAUAAGAUCACUCAAAUAACAGAUGUUCAUUUCUGUCAAACUUACUAUCCUCAUAAUUGAGAUGCUAACUCUUCUUUUGUUUAUCUAUCUACUUUAUACUACAGGUCCUCCAUUUUCAUCUUUUCAAAGCCAACCAAAUGCCAACUCUCCUUUCCCUUCUUUUCAUUCUUCAAACCUUUUCUCUCCUCAAACUCAAACACAGAACAGUGGGCUGACACCAUUUUCAUCAUUUGCCAGUAAACCGAAUGCUAAUUCUUCAUUCGCCACUCUUCAAUCGAAUCCGUUUUCAACUAAACCAAAGGCCAGCUCUCCUUUCCCCUCAACUAGUUCAAAUUCCCAUUCUCCCUUUUUCUCAGUUCAGCCAAAUCCGUUUUCUUCCCAUAAUGAAACCAACAAAGGAGCCUGGGGAUUUUCACAAUUUCCUGUCCAGCCUAAUUCUAAUUCUUCUUUUCCCUCUGUAAGCCCUAAUCCGUUCUCUAAUCAGCCUCAAACCACUGGAUUAAAUGGAUUUAAGGAUUGUUCUAGCAGCCAAUCGAAUUCCAGUUCUCCUUUUCCCGCAGUUCAGCCAAAUCCGUUUUCUGCUCACAAUCAAAGGAUUCAAAGCAACAUAGGAGUUUCUGGAUUUACACAAUCUUGGAACCAGCCUAAUCCCAAUUCUGCUUUUCCUUCGGUUAGUUCAAAUCCAUUUUCUAUUCAAACUCUAACAAGUGGAUUGAAUGGAUUUGUGAAUUGUUCUAGCCAGACCAAUGCUAAUCCUUCAAAUCCAUUUGCCCCUCAAGCAAUCCCUACACCGACACCUUAUUCUUCUACUAAAUUGCUGGAUGAUGGAAAUUGUAAAUCCAUUUCUGCUAUGCCAAUUUAUGCAAAUAAAAGCCAUGAGGAACUCAGGUUCGAAGCCUACCAGCUUCAACGCAAAAAAGGUAAUUGCAUUUGCA